Molecule: messenger RNA, 2006 nt
Organism: Branchiostoma floridae (Florida lancelet)
Lineage: Eukaryota; Metazoa; Chordata; Leptocardii; Amphioxiformes; Branchiostomatidae
Product: GS homeobox 1-like
Exons: 2
Coding region: 977-1723 (248 amino acids)
Biological process (GO): regulation of DNA-templated transcription
Cellular component (GO): nucleus
Molecular function (GO): sequence-specific double-stranded DNA binding; DNA-binding transcription factor activity, RNA polymerase II-specific
Source: RefSeq, a predicted model, not a curated record
GGUUUUUGGACGACGUCGCAAUCUAAAACAUUGUUAUCUACUAGUCUCUAUCAGACUUCUUGAGUUGCUGGUAAAAUUGCAAUUGGCAGAAUAAGUUGCCACAGCUGAUGAUCAUGCUGUAUAUCUAGAGUUGUAUGGUGGCAAAGUGGUUUAGCGAAUUCCUUCAACAAAUUCAACAUUUUUGCACGAUUUUCCCCUGAACCCAAGUAGUCUCGUAGAGAUCAGUGAUAAUGUAUAUAUGCAUCUCUAAGUCUAUACUCUACAAAAGAGAAGAAAAUUUGCCCCCAAACAGACAAGCCAAAAGAAAAGGUCUACCCCUUACAAACACGAUUACCGCGCCUGCGCGUCAACAAAACCGCCCCUGCCCGUUGUUUACCUUCUCCUGCCAUUCAUGCUCGUUAGACCGUGAAACGAUGUCUUCCAAGUAUAAAUGAUAAUCACUAAGGUAGGCUUUGAUGAAGUCUGCGGUUUUGGCGCGAAGUCUAUAAACCGCGUGGCUCCCCUUCAAGACGCCUUGGCUGGCGUAGAGUCUAUAAUUCCGUGAGGUGAGGUCAGAAGGCAGUGCCCUAGAACUCCGGGUGGUGUCGCCGUGCCCUCCACAGCGCGUGCCGUCCUCACUCCUACUGGAUGAAAUCCUCGCCAAUCGACGUAACAUUGUGCGCACAUGAGGCGGAGACAAUACCGUCGGGCCUGUAUAGCACCCAGGAAACCUUUCAGGGAUCAGAUGUCCCUUGUAUAGAGGGGGCCUCUAUUGCUUUCGUUGGGUGACGUUAAUUGUAUGCAGCACCGAAUGAAGAGAUACGUCGCGUCGAACGCCUUUGUGAAGUCCACGUGAGCAGUAAAGGUCCGAGCAGGUAUAAAAGCGUGGCAAGAACUGAAACUUUGUUAUUCCGUGUUUUAAACCUCGUGGGUGCACUUCGUGUUAGUGAUUUCUUUUUUUUCAUUGGCAAGGGCUCUCUUCGUAUUUUCUCACACGAUGUCGCGAUCUUUCCUCGUGGAUUCACUUAUUCAAAGGGACAUGUCACCGAAGUCGACUCAAGCGACGGCGUGCGUCGGGCACCGAGGCCCCCUCAGCCCGCUGACGGCGGCCCAGCUCGGGCUGUACCCGCGGAAGGACGCGGCGAUCUUCGGACAGUGUCUCCUGUGUGUACAGGCGACCACCAGCCCCCCGACGACAGGACACAGCCACUUUGGCGUGCCGAGAACAUCCGUGCCCACCACCGUGCCUUCCUUCGCGUCCAACCUGCCCACCACUAUGCCCACCCCCGCACUACAAGGCAUCUCCUACGCCAUCUCCAGGCAUCACACACCGGCCACAUCAGCCUUUCUCAGCCUACCUUUCCCCUCUGGAGUGGCAUCAGAUGGUCUACCCCGAGACAGCCGACGCAUGCGCACAGCCUUCUCCAGCACGCAGCUCCUGGAACUGGAGCGGGAGUUCGCCUCCAACAUGUACCUAUCGCGCCUGCGCAGGAUCGAGAUCGCCACGUUCUUGAACUUGAGCGAGAAGCAGGUGAAGAUCUGGUUCCAGAACCGCAGGGUCAAGCACAAGAAGGAGGCGCGCGCCGCCAGCGGGUCACGUGACUCCUGCCACUGUCAGCAGCACCGCGCAUGCGUCACCAGAAGGCCCAGCGGACACAGCGUCACGGAGGAGCAUGCGCAGUGUCACAGCGAUGAGAACGCGCAGACAAGCGCCUCCACAGGGACUGACGUAGACGUCAACUAGUCCGGACUCUUAAGAUUUCUUUCAUACUUUCUUAUCACAAAGACUAUCAGCAAAAUGUAGUUUAGCGAUCUGUACUUUCGACUAGUGGCUUUCUGUGUUUGCCACUGUACGUUACUUUGCGUUGUCGUAUUUAUUUUGUUGUGUGCGUUUUGUGCUUUUGUUUUGUAUUUCUAUGUAUCUGUUGGCUUAAAAUGACAAGCGCUGUAUAAAAGAAGUGCCUUACAGGAGAGGGUCUUGUUCAAUGAAUAAAGUUUUGCUCUGUAAAACUUGUGUAAACUGUGGU